Myotis brandtii (Brandt's bat) is the source of this 2016-nucleotide messenger RNA. RefSeq names its product WD repeat domain 4 (gene WDR4). Lineage: Eukaryota; Metazoa; Chordata; Mammalia; Chiroptera; Vespertilionidae. Gene Ontology annotation, molecular function: tRNA (guanine(46)-N7)-methyltransferase activity; protein binding. Gene Ontology annotation, cellular component: nucleus; tRNA methyltransferase complex; cytosol. The transcript is spliced from 10 exons. The record is from RefSeq and is a predicted model, not a curated record. Bases 83 to 1177 code for a protein of 364 amino acids. Gene Ontology annotation, biological process: RNA (guanine-N7)-methylation.
GCGCUCCCCUGGCCACCGGUCCAAGGCGCCGCCCCCUCGAUGGCUGGUCUGCGUGGCUCUGGGCUGGGUUCUGAGGGGACAGAUGGAGCCCAGUGAUGAUGACGGCAGCCUCUUCACAUAUGAUUGCAGUACUGCAGAAAAGAAGUCACAAGAAAAUAAAGGGGAGGACGGACAGCCCGUGGAGAAGGGGAGUGACAUGAUCCUGGCGUCCACCUUCUCCAAGUCUGGCAGCUAUUUUGCUUUAACCGAUGACAGUAAGCGUCUGAUUCUUUUCCGUACAAAACCAUGGCAAUGUCUGAGUGUCAGGACCGUGGUGAGGAGGUGCACGGCCCUGACGUUCACGAACUCUGAGGAGAAGGUUUUGGUGGCAGACAAGUCUGGGGACGUUUACUCCUUUUCGGUGCUGGAGCCGAAUGAAUGUGGCAAACUUGAACUUGGGCACCUGUCGAUGCUGCUGGAUGUGGCCGUGAGUCCUGAUGACCGCUACGUCCUCACCGCUGACCGGGAUGAGAAGAUCCGGGUGAGCUGGGCCGUGGCACCGCACAACAUCGAGUCCUUCUGCCUGGGGCACACUGAGUUCGUGAGCCGCAUCUUCGUGGUGCCCGACCACCCUGAGCUGCUUCUGUCCUCAUCCGGGGUUAAGCUGCUGCUUUCCUUGCAGAGGUUUGCUGCAUCCAGGAUCACUUACUGGAGCCGGGACAGCUGUGUGGCGCUGCUGUGUGAUUGUGUCCCUGUGGUCUACAUCUUCCAGCUGGAGGCCCCCAGGCAGCAGCUGGUUUACAAGCAGCAGCUGUCUUUCCAGCACAGAGUGUGGGACAUUGCUUUUGAGGAGAGCCAGGGGCUGUGGGUGCUGCAGGACUGCCGGGAAGACCCCCUCGUGCUCUGCAGGCCUGUGGACGGCCAGUGGCAGCCUGUGCCUGAAGAUGCCACGGUGAAGAAAGUCUGCACGCAGCUCCGCGGGCACUGGGCCAUGCUGGAAGGCUCUGCUGGUGUGGACGAGGGCUUUAGCAGUCUGUACAAGGCCACCUUUGACAACAUGACCACUUACCUGAAGAAGAAAGAGGAGAGGUUGCAACAGCAGCUUCGGAAGAAGCGGCAUAAGAACCCGCCCCCUGGGCCCAACGGGCAGACCAAGAAGGUGAAGACCGGGGAGGCCUCCUGGAGUGGCUCGUCCUAGCCCUGGUGCCGGCUUCUGGCCUCGAGAAGCAGAGUAGCUUUUGUCCCCUCCUUGCCAGCAGCUCCCUUUGAGGAAAAAAAGGGGCACAUCACUGUCCACUCCGCUUGGUGGCAGUGAGGUCCAUACAGCUCCCCAGACACCUGGGCUGGCCCAGUAACUGAGGGUGUCCUGGGCUCUAGAACAUUCUGUUGCUGAGCAGAGGUGUCUUGAGCAUCCUCUGGUUGCAGGGAAGCCAGACGGGGAGACACUGCAGGUGAGCAGCUCGGUGCCUGGAAGCACUUCAUCUUCAUGGUGGAGGACGUGUGAGCCUCUUCCCUGGCACUUGUUGGUUUUUCCACUCUUCCCAUAAUGCCACCCGUGCCGGGCACACUUCCUUCCAGGGGAACCCACACAAAUGGUUUCACACCAGCGUGAGGGGCAUUUUCAUCUUCCCGGCAGCGGUCCUCCUGGGGGGUGGAUUGCACUGUCCACCACGGCGCCGCUCCCCACGCAGGGCCAUCAGCCUGAGCAGAAUGGAGUCUCAGUUCCUCCCCAGCCUGGCCAUGUGUUCCGUCCCACGCAGUGAGGGCUCCUGCUCAGCUGCAGACGUGCAGGCUUGGCGGACACACAGCGGAGAACUGGACUUUUUCAGGACGUGAGGACAUGUAGAAUAUGGGAGUUCUACAGGGAAAUGGUUGAUGACAUGUGUGUGGAUUGAUUUGAACCUUGCACACGUCACAAAGAGCAGGGUGUCAGCUGAAUUCAAAUCACCAAUCAAUAAAGACGAGCUUUUGCAGCUUCUGGAAAUGUUUAGCAGCAACAUGUGGAACUAAUUUCAGAAUACAUUGAGCAAAACCGUU